AUACUUCAUUGUCUAAUGUUUGUUAAUGUCUGUCAGAGGCAACUUUUGAGGUCCUCCCUAGACUAUUCAAAAUAAAGUAUGAAAGUGGUACGUUGGAAGAACUACUCUACAUUGAUAUGCCUAGGGAGUAUCAGAAUUCUUCUGGGCAGAUUGUUCUAGACUAUGCAAAAGCCAUUCAGGAGAGCGUUUUUGAGCAACUUCGUGUUGUUCGUGAUGGACAACUUCGAAUAGUAUUCUCUCCAGAUCUCAAGAUAUGCUCCUGGGAGUUCUGUGCUCGUCGUCAUGAGGAGCUUAUUCCCAGAAAAUUGCUGAUACCGCAGGUCAGUGAUUUAGAACUUGAAUUUGAAAUUUAACUGCUGUUUUUGUUUAGUAUGUGCUUUUAUGAAGUUAUGAUCCAUUCAGUUUGAUGAUAUGACCUUUUUAGAUAUUGGCAUCUUGGGAGCACAAAUACGUAACAAAAA
Olea europaea var. sylvestris is the source of this 461-nucleotide messenger RNA. RefSeq names its product transcriptional corepressor SEUSS-like. Gene Ontology annotation, biological process: positive regulation of transcription by RNA polymerase II; negative regulation of transcription by RNA polymerase II. NCBI's taxonomy places the organism in Eukaryota, Viridiplantae, Streptophyta, Magnoliopsida, Lamiales, Oleaceae. The coding region runs from base 117 to 353 and encodes 78 amino acids. The transcript is spliced from 2 exons. Gene Ontology annotation, cellular component: transcription regulator complex; nucleus. The record is from RefSeq and is a predicted model, not a curated record.